Messenger RNA from Hypoxylon fragiforme, 2260 nucleotides. RefSeq lists its product as uncharacterized. NCBI's taxonomy places the organism in Eukaryota, Fungi, Ascomycota, Sordariomycetes, Xylariales, Hypoxylaceae. The record is from RefSeq and is a predicted model, not a curated record. Bases 187 to 792 code for a protein of 201 amino acids. The transcript has a single exon.
CCCCGUCUACAGUUGCCGCACGCAUAACAUGACCCCAGCUGAAAGUUGACGCGUACGUAUCCGAUCGGUCUUGGUUUCCGAGUGGCGGUCCAUAUCUGGGGUCUUUUUCUUUUUGCCAAGGGGGCUUUUGUGCGUUCAGGGGAGAUCUCCCCGGGGAGGGGAAGGGGCUGGAUCUCAGCUCCCGGGAUGCCUACCUACCUACCUACCUACCGUAGUUCUCCUGUCGAUCGAGCAAUAUACCUGGAUCUAACCACAGUGACGGAAGGAUUUCAUGGGCCAAGCAACUUCAAAGGGGUUACACAGCAGAAGGGAGAAGAAGACUGCUAUCUUAUAUCCAUUAUCCAUUAUAUGAACACCCGGUGGCGAGCCCUAAUCGAUCACCUAGUGUGCACACCUACAUACCUAUAUAUAUAUAUACAGGAUAAUAAGAUACGAAAGAAGCAGAGAAAAAGAUAUAAUACAACCUCGACAGACCCUCCUUCCCGGGAAUAUCCAAUACGAUCUGAAAUCAAGCCGUCGAGUAAGAAGACGGGGGGAUGUCUCGUCGACUGGGCCGCGGUCAGGGAUAGCAUGUGGGAUAGAUUGCGGCUCGUUGUGAGCAAGUAUGUACCCGAAGAUUGCGUGCAUGGCGAUACUAUAUCCACGCCGCACAUGCCUAGCUUACCCCACGGCCGCGGAUUGGAUCUCUCUAUCUGUUCGAAACUUUUCGGUAUAGCCAGCCAGCCAGCCAGCCAGCCAUCUUGCAGCAGACUUUUUCGACGCAGCAAGAUACCUACAUACCUACAUAUGUAGUUGGGAGUAAGUAAGGGCAAUGCAAGUACCUAACCUAGGUACGUAGAGAGACUAUCUAAGAGAGAGGGUGACGGUAGUAUAGUAAUUAGGGGUUCCUGGCCUUUGCAUUUCGGUCAAUGCAAGCUGACAGAUUGGGCCCGUCCACCGCAUGUAUGUAAACCUAUCGACCUAGCAGCCAGCAAGUGAAGUUUCUUUUUUUUUUUUCGAUGACGCGAAAAGUUCACGAGAUAUUAUCGAGGCUUCGGGAUGAGACGGGCUUCAUUUCAAAAACGGGUUGAUUAGGUAGGUACAUACAUAGCUAGCUCGGCGUGCCUUUCACCCCCCCUUCUUUCUUCUUCCCCCAUAUUCUCCCCCAUCCCCAUCCCCAUCCCCGUAUCUCAACUACCGUAACGCGGAGGAUAAGAAUAGGCUACUGGGCCCGGGGCGCGUAGUGGGUGUAUGUACACCUAAGGCAGGUAGUGUGUGCCGCUAUUCAAUUUAGCAUAGGUACCACACGUCGAUCUAGAUCCCAAGCCAUGCAAGCCAAGGCAGAGAGAGAAGAGAGGAAGGCAGCUGGGAAAACCGUUUUCGAUGUAUGUAACUACCAGCCAACCCUAGUUUUACGUGCAGGAUCUACUCUUCUGGAUUACACGUACAGGGCGGGAUGAGGUUCCCUUACAUCCCUAGGUUAGGUACAUAGGUAUGAAAAUUAAAAAAAUUUAACGAAAAAAAAAAAAAAAAGUCUUGGCGCGACGACGAGGCUGCGAGGGACGAACCGUUGAUGUCAUAGGGCAUUGAUAAGGACGCGAUCGACGCACGGUAUUACUCAUACCUAGGCAUAAUUAUAUGUAUUGUACAUACAAUACACUAUAAGUUGGGCCGAUACUCAACUCUUGUGCUAUGCCGUGAAAAUCAUUGAUCUCAUAAGAGGCCCACGCGUUGUAUAAUUACGUACUCGUAGUUGAAGUUAACCCACGGCUUGUGGGUGACUAGGUAGUAAAGCCUUGCUAUUCGGAAAAUUAGCUAAUACCAAAGGAUAAUGGCGACAUGAUUGCCAAUCCUGUCAGUUGUGUGGGGAUGGCGUGUGUGGUAGUUAUGUACAUAGUUAUGGGGACUACACUAUGUACGCUUUGUCGUCUACCUAACCGUGAUGAUAAUAACCAAGACUUGCAAUGUAGUGUAGCGCAGGUACAUAACUAAGUCCCGAAGAUGGUUGUUCACAUAUUCAUGCUUGUCGUGGCGAACUUCCCCAGAGUUUGCUAGGGUUACUAAAGAACGAACGAACAUGAUGGAAGGGGAAAAAAAAAAAAGUCGUAGACCGAAAAAAAGGCAUGCGCGAAUUAAGUGUAGUUAGUUACUUUGUGAAAAGAAAAAGAUAAGGCCCGGAGGAGUGGCUUGCGCCGCAUCAACUUUCGAGUACCGGUAGUUUCGCUACUUCGUUCCGAACCAGGGGGUGGGGAGCCAGCCAGCCCCUUACCCCUUACCUGGG